This is a messenger RNA of Closterium sp. NIES-65, 810 nucleotides long. Lineage: Eukaryota; Viridiplantae; Streptophyta; Zygnematophyceae; Desmidiales; Closteriaceae. The record is from the annotation of a GenBank genome assembly.
AUGCCGCUCGUCUCAGAGGAUCUGAGUCUGCUGGUGCUCGUGGUGGACGUCAAUCCCUUCUUCUGGGCGCUGCGCCCGCCCUCCCUCCCCACCUUCCAUGACUUUCUCUCGCAGCUGCGUGUGUUCCUGAACGCGUAUCUGCUGCUGCACAGCGCCAACAGGGCUGCUGUCAUUGCCACUGGCCACUCCUGCUGGUCCGCAGCCGUUUCACAACUGCUCAGCUUCGCAACAGCAGAGACCGAGCGGGCAAAGCGAGAGGCAGCAGCAGGGACAGCGGAAGGGGGGGAGAGUGCAGGGAGAGAGGAUGGGGAUGGGGGCACGGAGAGAAUGGAGGGAGUGGAGGGGAAUGGGGCGAUGGAUAGGGAGAUGAGGGACAGGGAGGGGAGCCAAGAGGGGGGAGUGAGUGGGGGAAGAGAGGGUGGAGAGAGUGGGGGGAAGGGAUUAGUGGGGGAUCAAGCGUCGCUGCUGUCAGGGUCUUUGCGCCUCAAAGCAAGCGUCUCUGCUGUCAGGGUGCCUAUAGAUGCAUGUGCCAUUGGGGAGGCGGACUCUGCCUUUCUGCAGCAGGCGGCAUUCCUCACAGGAGGCCUCUAUCUGCACUCCACGCGCCCCAACGCCCUUCUCCAAGACCUCCUGCUGGUGUUUGGAGUGGAUCAGUUCUCUCGGGACUUCAUCACAUUGCCUCAGCCAUCAGCCGUGGACUUCCGAGCCUCUUGCUUCUGCCAUAAGCGACCAGUGGACAUGGGCUUUGUGUGCUCCGUGUGUCUUUCUAUCUUCUGCUCCCCUGCACGCACCUGUGCCACGUGCGGGUAA